UUAUUUAUAUACCUCUAUUGAUUUGUGCACUAUUCCUAUACAGGUAAUCUUUAUUUCUCAGUUGACAGUAGGUUAACUGUCGAAAUAAUUAUAAUUGAUAAACCUAAAAAUAUAAACAAAAGUACAUACUGCGGUAUAUAUUAGAAGGUAAAUAAUAAAUUAGGUUAAAGGAUUAUGUGCACAUAGCACAGUACCUAUUAUUUAUCUGUGAUUAUUGGUUUAAACUUUAAGCUUUAAACCAAAUGUUUGAAAUACCAUGGCUAGUUACGAACAUAAGCAAUUAGCACAAUAUCUAAAAGAUGUUCACUCUAACCUUCGUAUUAGUGCCGUAACUUUAGGUGCAAAAGAAGCAUGGGCCAGGCACUGUAAAAAUAAAGAUGCAUUGUUGACUUAUGCUGAAUAUAUGGAAAAGUUGGCUACUGUUUUCUGGGAAGAGAACUAUGGUAAUGAAGAUAGUUCAGCGACAUCUCGCAUUCAAUGGUCAGUCGAAUUAUGCAACGAUUACUUUAUAAAGAAAGAAUUUGUUAAAUUUAGUGCAAAAGAUUUCGAGAUUAGCAAAAAACUUAAUAUUCAAUUGUCUCAUAAAGAGUCGUUUACAGAAACAUUACAAUUACUUGAUGUUGGCAGUUGCUACAACCCAUUUAGAAGUUACAAUUUAUUCAAUGUUCUAGCCAUUGAUUUGUGUCCUGCGAACCAAUAUGUUAAAGAAUGUGAUUUUCUAAAUGUACACAUAGGAAAAGAAACAAUAGUACAUGAAAAUAUCAUUAAAGAAUUGAAACAAAAAUCAUUUGAUGUAAUAACAUUUUGCUUCCUUUUAGAAUAUAUACCUUCAUCUGAUCUAAGAAUAACAGCAUGUGAAAAUGCAUAUAAAUUAUUGAAACCUGGUGGCCUGCUCAUAAUUUCAACUCCUGAUUCAAAACAUGUUGGAGCAAAUUGUAAAUUAAUGAAAUGUUGGCAAUAUACAUUAGCAUGCUUAGGUUUUUCACGAAUUAGGUAUGAAAAGUUAAAACAUAUGCAUUGUAUAGGAUUUAGAAAGGCACUACAUAAAGAUGUGGCUGUGAGGUGGGCAACAAUUCAUAAAAAACCAUUCAUGGAUUUUUCUAUUCACAUACCGCAAGACCAUUCAAAAUUAGAGCAUCACAAUACUACAAUCCCGAACAUAGAUAUAUCUCCUGAUGAUUUCAAACAUCUUCCCUUUUCUGAUUUAUGACAAUAAAAACAAUGAAACUGA
Zerene cesonia (dogface butterfly) is the source of this 1231-nucleotide messenger RNA. RefSeq names its product S-adenosylmethionine sensor upstream of mTORC1 (gene Samtor). The record is from RefSeq and is a predicted model, not a curated record. NCBI's taxonomy places the organism in Eukaryota, Metazoa, Arthropoda, Insecta, Lepidoptera, Pieridae. The coding region runs from base 257 to 1210 and encodes 317 amino acids. Gene Ontology annotation, biological process: negative regulation of TORC1 signaling. The transcript has a single exon.